Molecule: messenger RNA, 3096 nt
Organism: Spodoptera exigua (beet armyworm)
Lineage: Eukaryota; Metazoa; Arthropoda; Insecta; Lepidoptera; Noctuidae
Source: the annotation of a GenBank genome assembly
GACACUUCUUAAACGAAGGUAAUUUGCUAUUAUUUGUAAAUUGGUGUGCCGAGCGACGUCCGCCGAGAUCUAACCGAGGCGCAGUCGCUCGGGAGCACGGGACCCUCCCUGGCUCUCCCGCUGGCUCCGACCAUACAUAUGUUCAUUACAACUAAACUAAAACUCCGUGAAGAACCCUUAUGUAAAUAAUCGUCGCAACACUGACAGCCUUUGCUACCGAAACGAGCGCCAGUCGAUAAGAUAUAGCCCACCUAUAAACAUCCUUUCGUUAUGAAAAUGUGAAUGUGAGUGAUUCCGAUAUGGCGAAGUCUGUUGAAGUGAAUAAAAACAGUGAAGACGAUUCAACCAUGGACGGGGAUAGUGACGAGGAGUUAGGAUGCGUGGGGAGGCUGAUGGUGAAGUUGCGGAUCAACCCAAACUUGAUCAUGUUGAAAGUGACUCUGUUUGUUAUGUACGGAGCCACAGCAUCUCUCUUGCCGUAUCUGACGAUACACAUGCAGAGUAUAGGACUGACUGUGCCCGAAAUUUCUUUUGUGUAUUUAGCGUUGCCAUUCACAACAUUUCUUAGUCCACCUAUAACCGGGUUUUUGGUGGACCGCUUUGGGGAGUAUAAGCCAGUCGUGAUCACUGCAUUGAUUUUGAAUGCUGCUUUCCACCACUCGUUACUGCUGAUUCCUCACCAAGAGACACCAGGGAUGAUGCCAUCAGCUUACGUCAUGCGCCACCCGAUUACGAAUAGCGUAGAGAUUUGGUGGAGUCCAUGCCCCAGCAGGGAAUGUCCUGGCGAAGACGAAACAGUAGAUUUUGUACUAGAUCGUUGCGUUGAUCAUUGUCUUCUGUCGAAACCUACAGAGACCCCACCUAGCGAUCCUUCAGAUGACAAAGACGAUUUGGAUUUCCAUAUUAGUCAUAAGGUUCAGCUACCAAACUUAAAGUCUAACCUCAGUUUCUUAAAUGGUACAGACGACGAAGAUUAUAAUGACGCCGCAUACUUUUUGAUUGAAGUUCACGAUGAUCUGGAAGAACCGAAAGAACAGCUUGGCAUUGAGAUGGAAAGGGAUGACGACGAACGAAUAACAGAUUUUAGAUCAAGGUUUGGAGAAAAGCUUUUAAUAGCGCAAGGCAUAAAUAUAACAGAACUCGAUAAGGAGGACCUCCGCUGUGGUGGGCUCGUCAUGUUGCAUAACAUGACCAAACUCUCCCAACAAAGGCUUGAGAUUUUAUCGGCAGAUUGCAUGGUACAAAAAUGUGACUUCAGGAGAGGCGGCCCCGAUACCUGUCCACCGGAUUAUAAGGAAAGCGAUGAUAAAACUUUCUAUAUUUACUUUUUCUUGAGAUUCAUGGGGACCAUCAUGUUGUCUGCUGGCGUCACAAUCAUGGAUCCUAUAGCAUUGACUAUGAUUCAAAAAUACGGCGGAGACUUUGGAAGAGAAAGACUUUUCUCUAGCAUCGGGAUGGCUAUAUUUUCCCCCAUAACAGGCAUGUUAAUAGAUAUGAGGAGUAAACAAGUUGGAUACACUGACUAUUCAGCUGCGUUUUAUACGUACGACGUGCUUCUUUUAAUAUCGGCUGUAACUGUCGCCGUCAUGCCCUUAGGAGCUAAACUACCAGCGGAUAAUUUACUGCGAGACUUGGUCAACAUAAUCAAAAUGCCCCAUAUAAUUGUUUUUAUAUUUUUCCUGUUCGCCCUGGGGAACUUUUGGGGCUUUAUAGAAUCGUACCUCUUCAUAUACUUGAAAGAAUUGGGAGCUCCUAAUUUUUUGUUGGGAAUAACCGUGACCGUGGGCACGCUGAGCAGUAUCCCGUUCCUCUACGGCGCGGAUGCCAUCACUGCGCGCAUUGGCCACGUGAACGUCAUCAUAGUUGCAUUCUUCUCCCACGCUGCGAGACUCGUCGGCUACUCGUUUAUCGAAAAUUCGUGGUGGUGUUUUCCAUUUGAAGCUAUGGAAUCUUUGUCAGUGCAUCUAAUGUGGGUUGCAGCAGCUACUUACUGCGCAAUGCUUGCACCAAAAAGUCUAUUGGCUACGUUGAUUGGAGUGCUGGGAAUGGCACAUUUCAGUCUUGGUAGGGGUAGCGGCAGUUUUGGUGGUGGUCUCCUCAUCGCAACCCUAGGUACUAGAGAAGCGUUCCGUUACAUGGGAUUGAUUGCUUUCCUCGGUGGAGUACUGUACGGCCUACUUCAUUACUUUUGGUUGAAAAAUAUUAACGUGACUCGAGUGGGAAGUGUUUGUGAUCCGGAUACAGGUGAAAAUAUUGAAAGCGGAGAAGGCGACAAGCUGAAUGCAGAACCUUUAACUAAAGAUGCGGAAACUAUGAUAUCUCUAGAGCGAUUGCACAUGAUCACACGCUUCAAUCCACUGGGCUCUCUACAUUCCUUGCCAAGGGGCUCACGUUCAAGGUUCUCGCAAGGUGACAUCAACGAGCAUUGUCGCAGCCGCAGUGGUAGCAACAGCCAGAGACGAGGCAGCAACUACGAAGGUUCUGCUUCGAAGGUGGAUAUGCUUCGAUCUGCCAUCGAAAUCAGCCAUCAACACGGACGAGGACAUAUUUCAAAUAACAGCCUAUGCAGUAAUAGAACUUCUAAUCAUUAUAAGCAAGCACAAAGCGCUCCAAAGUUGGUUCUAGUGGGACUAGGGCAAAGGAAUAACAUAUCGCAACCGGCUCUCUCAGAAUACGACCCAAGGCGUCGUGAUUCCAUUCCCGAGGAAGCUGAAGAGGAUCGCCUGGCUUUACCAGCUAAACCACCUACUAAGACCAAGAGUGAUAAUCUUCCACCUCCACCAAGCUAUGAUGAAGCUACUGGUGAACACAGGAAAAGUUGGCAUUCGGACGACAGCACCCCAACCUAAGGCUACAAAAAUAUUUCACAAAAACUAUAGAAAAGAUCGUAAAAGAUUUUAACUUUUAACAAACCUAAAAGUUUUCGACCUUCUGAGUUUUUUCCAAUCUUUUUUGAGUUUUCGAAAAAAGAACGUUAAAGAUUGUGGUUUUGAGCUUAGUCUAGAUUGAUACAAUUUAUUUGGUUUAAUUGAAAUUCUGCGCAAUACAAAAGGGUAGAUAGUAGCCUAAAACUAUAAUAAUAGAAUUUCCUUUAAG